This is a messenger RNA of Cutaneotrichosporon cavernicola, 5076 nucleotides long. RefSeq lists its product as uncharacterized. Gene Ontology annotation, biological process: Golgi to endosome transport; receptor-mediated endocytosis; intracellular protein transport. Lineage: Eukaryota; Fungi; Basidiomycota; Tremellomycetes; Trichosporonales; Trichosporonaceae. The record is from RefSeq and is a predicted model, not a curated record. The transcript has 11 exons. Gene Ontology annotation, molecular function: structural molecule activity; clathrin light chain binding. Bases 1 to 5076 code for a protein of 1691 amino acids. Gene Ontology annotation, cellular component: actin cortical patch; clathrin coat of coated pit; clathrin coat of trans-Golgi network vesicle.
AUGGCCGACGUCAAGCCCAUCAACUUCACCGAGCAUGUCCAGCUCACAGCGCUGGGCAUCCAGCCCCAGAGCAUCUCGUUCCAGACGUUGACCCUCGAGUCUGACCACUUCAUCUGCGUCCGCGAGAAUGUCAAUGACACCAACCAGGUCGUCAUCGUCGACCUGGCGGACGCCAACAACGUGAUGCGCAGGCCGAUCACUGCCGACUCCGCGAUCAUGCACCCCAAGGAGAAGAUCAUUGCGCUCAAGGCCGGCCGCCAGCUCCAGGUGUUCAACCUCGCAACCAAGACCAAGCUUGGUUCGUUCGUCAUGAACGAGGACGUGUCGUUCUGGACCUGGAUCACCGACUCGACUCUUGGCAUGGUCACGGACCAGCACGUCUACCACUGGGACGUCAUUAGCGGCCAGACGCAGCCGAAGAAGAUCUUUGACCGCCACGCUUCCCUCAACGGCAACCAGAUCAUUAACUACCGCAUGUCCACCGAUGGCCAGUGGCUCAUCCUCAUCGGCAUCUCGUCCAACCCCGCCGCCGGCCAGCCGGGCUCGAACGCGUUCAAGAUCAAGGGCUCUAUGCAGCUCUACUCGAUAGAGCGGGGCGUCUCGCAGCCGAUCGAGGGCCAUGCCGCUGCCUUCACCCAGCUCAAGCUUGACGGCGCCAGCAGCCCCAGCAAGCUCUUCUGCUUCGCUGUGCGCACGGGCACCGGUGCCAAGCUUCACAUUGUCGAGAUCGGCCACCAGGCUCCAAACCCGCCCUUCCCGAAACAGGCCGUUGACGUCUUCUUCCCUCCUGAGGCAACCAACGACUUCCCUGUCGCGAUGCAGGUCUCGGAGAAGCACGGCAUCAUCUACCUUGUCACCAAGUUUGGCUUCAUUCACCUCUAUGAGGUCGAGACUGGCCAGUGCAUCUACAUGAACCGCAUCUCGGGCGACACUAUCUUCACCACUGCGCCCUACGAGCAGAUGAACGGUAUCAUUGGUGUCAACCGCAAGGGCCAGGUCCUCAGCGUCAGCGUCGACGAGGAAACUCUCGUCCCCUACGUCCAGCGCUCGCUGAACAACCCCGAGCUGGCGAUCAAGCUCGCGACCCGCGCCGGUCUCCCCGGUGCCGACAACAUGAUCAUGGAGCAGUACCAGCGUUACCUUCAGAACGGCCAGUACGGCGACGCUGCUAAGAUUGCGGCCAACUCCCCCCGCGGCAUUCUUCGCACACCCCAGACCAUCGAGACCUUCAAGAAGCUUCCCGCGCAGGCGGGCACUCUUUCGCCCAUUCUGCAGUACUUCGGCAUCCUCCUCGAGAAGGGCGAGCUCAACAAGCAUGAGUCCCUCGAACUGGCUCGGCCCGUCAUCCAGCAGGGCAAGAAGCAGCUUCUCGAGAAGUGGCUCAAGGAGAACAAGCUCGAGUGCAGCGAGGAGCUCGGUGACAUGGUCCGCCAGGUUGACAUGCAGCUCGCACUCUCUGUCUACCUCCGCGCCAACGUCCCCAACAAGGUCGUUGCCUGCUUCGCCGAGCUUGGCCAGUUCGACAAGAUCGUCCUCUACUCGAAGAAGGUUGGCUACACUCCUGACUACGUUUCGCUGCUUCAGCACCUCGUCCGCAUCAACCCAGACAAGGCCACCGAGUUUGCAACGCAGCUCGUCAACGAUGAGGACGACUCCGAGGUCGACUUGGACCGCGUUGUCGACAUCUUCAUGGGCCAGAACAUGAUCCAGCAGGCGACGUCAUUCCUCCUGGACGCGCUCAAGGACAACAAGCCCGAGCAGGGUCCUCUGCAGACUCGUCUCCUCGAGAUGAACCUCGUCAAUGCCCCUCAGGUUGCGGACGCAAUUCUUGGCAACGAGAUGUUCACCCAUUACGACCGCCCCCGCAUCGCGAACCUUGCGGAGAAGGCUGGCCUCAUGCAGCGCGCCCUCGAGCACUACGAGGACAUCAACGACAUCAAGCGUGUCGUUGUGCACACCAACCUCUUCAAGCCUGAGUGGCUCGUCGAGUACUUCGGCCGCCUCACUGUGGAGCAGUCGUUUGAGAGCAUGCGCGAGAUGCUGAAGACCAACAUGCGCCAGAACCUUCCCAUCGUUGUCCAGAUCGCCACCAAGUACUCGGACCUCCUUGGCCCCGUCAAGCUCAUCGAGAUGUUCGAGCAGUUCAAGAGCUCCGAGGGUCUCUACUACUACCUCGGCUCAAUCGUCAACCUGUCCGAAGACCCCGAGGUCCACUUCAAGUACAUCCAGGCCGCCACUCGCACGGGCCAGAUCCGCGAGGUCGAGCGCGUGUGCCGCGAGUCCAAUUACUACAACCCGGAGAAGGUCAAGAACUAUCUCAAGGAGGCCAAGCUCUCGGACCAGCUUCCUCUUAUCAUCGUGUGCGACCGCUUCGACUUCGUCCACGACCUCGUUCUCUACCUCUACCAGAACGGCCUCACCAACUUCAUUGAGAUCUACGUCCAGCGCGUCAACGCGGCCCGCACGCCGCAGGUCAUCGGCGGUCUCCUUGACGUCGACUGUGACGAGUCGACGAUCAAGAACCUGCUCAUGUCCGUGACCGGCGAGUUCCCCGUUGACGAGCUCGUCGAGGAGGUUGAGAAGCGAAACCGCCUUAAGCUCAUCCUCCCGUGGCUCAACCAGAAGGUCGAGCAGGGCUCGACCGACCACGCCGUCUACAACGCCGUUGCCAAGAUUGCCAUUGACUCGAACAACAACCCCGAGAAGUUCCUCCAGGAGAACAACCUCUACGACCCGGCUGUCAUCGGCAAGUACUGCGAGAAGCGCGACCCGUACCUCGCCUACAUUGCCUACGCGAAGGGCCUCUGCGACGAUGAGCUCAUCAACGUCACGAACGACAACCAGAUGUACAAGCACCAGGCCCGCUACCUCGUCAAGCGUCGUGAUGUCGACCUCUGGACUCAGGUCCUCAACCCGGAAAGCAUGCACCGCCGCGCCCUCGUCGACCAGGUCGUUUCCACCGCUAUCCCCGAGUGCACCGACCCCGAUGACGUCUCCGUUACCGUCAAGGCAUUUAUGCACAUGGAGCUCCACGGUCCUCUCCUUGAGCUCCUCGAAAAGAUCAUCCUCGAGGAGUCGCCCUUCAGCGACAACAAGUCGCUCCAGAGCCUUAUGUUCCUCACGGCCAUCCGUAACGACCGCGGCAAGGUCAUGGGGUACAUCAACAAGCUUGAGGGCUACGACGUCGAGACCAUCGCUCGCGUCGCGACCGAGUCGGGUCUCUACGAGGAGGCAUUCACGAUCUACUCGAAGCACGACAUGCACGCUGAGGCCAUGAACGUCCUCGUCGAACACAUGGUUUCGAUCGACCGUGGCUACGCAUACGCAAACAAGAUCAACGAGCCCGCUGUCUGGAGCCGCCUCGCCAAGGCUCAGCUCGACGGUCUCCGCAUCAAGGACGCGAUCGACUCGUACAUCAAGGCCGACGACCCGUCCAACUUUGAGGAGGUUAUCGAGAUCUCCAACCGUGCCGGCAAGCACGAGGACCUCAUCCGCUACCUCCAGAUGGCCCGCAAGACAGCCCGUGAGCCCAAGAUCGACACCGAGCUCGCAUACGCCUACGCCAAGACGGACCGUCUCCACGACAUGGAGGAGUUCCUGUCGAUGACGAACGUGGCGGACGUCCUCCAAGUCGGUGAGAAGUGCUUCGAUGAUGGUCUCUACCAGGCGUCCAAGCUCCUUUUCUCGUCCAUCUCCAACUGGGCUCGCCUUGCCACCACCCUCAUCUACCUCGGCGAGAACCAGCCUGCCGUCGACGCCGCUCGCAAGGCCGGCAACACGCAAGUGUGGAAGCAGGUCAACGCGGCGUGUGUGGACAAGAAGGAGUUCCGCCUCGCGCAGAUCUGUGGUCUCAACCUCAUCGUCCACGCCGAGGAACUCAACUCGCUCCUUGGCCUCUACCAGCGCAAUGGCUACUUUGACGAGGCGAUUUCCCUCAUGGAGGCUGGUCUUGGUCUCGAGCGUGCGCACAUGGGCAUGUUCACUGAGCUCGCGGUCCUGUACGCCAAGUACCGCCCUGAGAAGCUCAUGGAGCACCUCAAACUCUUCUGGCAGCGCCUCAACAUCCCCAAGGUCAUCCGCGCGACCGAGCAGGCCGCGCUGUGGCCGGAGCUUGUCUACCUCUACAUUGUCUACGACGAGCCAGACAAUGCUGCUCUCGCGAUGAUGGAGCGUCUGGGCGAGUGGGACCACGACCAGUUCAAGAAGGUCGUGGUCAAGGUCGCCAACAUGGAGAUUGCGUACAAGGCCGUGUCGUUCUACCUUGCCCGACAGCCCAUGCUCCUCCCUGACCUCCUUUCCGCCAUGACUGCUCGUCUCGACCACGCCCGCGUGAUCAAGAUUCUGCAGAACGAGGACAACCUGCCGCUUGCCAAGCAGUACCUCAUCGCGACGCAGAAGCUCAACCUCGCCGUCGUCAACGAGGCGUACAACGACUUGCUGAUCGAGGAGGAGGACCACGUCACUCUGAGAAGCUCGCUGCAGGAGUACGACCAGUACGACGCCCUCAAGCUUGCUAAGCGGUUGGAGAAGCAUGAGCUGCUCGAGUUCAGGCGUAUUGCUGCGUUGAUCUUCCGCCAGACCUCGAAGUGGGAGGAGUCGCUGUCCAUCUCUAAGGCGGACCGCUUGUGGCGGGACGCCCUCGAGACGGCUGCGGCGAGCAAGGAACCGGCGGUCGUUGAGGAGCUCUGCGCGUACUUUAUCGGCAUCGGCAACAAGGACGCGUUCGCUGCCGCGACCUACGUUUGUUAUGAGUUCGUUCGGCCCGACUUUGUCGAGGAGAUGACCUGGAGGUAUGGUCUUGGCGACUACACGCGCCCAUACGCGCUCCAGCAGUCCCGAGACAGCUCGAACAGGAUCGCCAGCCUCGAGAAGGAGCUCAAGGAGCUCAAGGCAAAGGCGAAGAAGGACGAGCCGGCAGAGGAGGAGUCUUCUAACAUCAUGGGCGGCCUCGGUGGCCGUCUGUUGAUUGGGGGCCCAGGGCCCCAGGGCGGUGGCGGCUUUGGGGGAAUGAACGGUGGCAUGAUGGGGCAGCCAACGGGGAUGGGCAUGAUGCCCAACCCGACUGGCUUUUACUAG